AAAGCGUUAUUUUCAAUAAAUCAUAUUUCCGAAAGACAAGUGUAGACCUCUUGACGGUUCAAAUCUGCGAUGAAUAAAAAAUACUGACAAAUUAUAGUUGAAUAACAACUCUUUCAGCUGUCUUUAUUAAAGCCACCAAAACUCUGCGUAGAUCCAYACAAACAGGCCAAGGGAUGUGUUUGCUCAAGGGAUUUGUACUAGAAGCGAAUAUAAGYGAUGAAGUAAGUAGAUUUGGUUUGAUCCUAUGGGCUUUGAUUUUUCUAAGAGGAUCCAACAAUACCUUGAUCGCUCGGUAAACUGUUUACAUACACGUUUAUAUCAAUAUUGUUGUUCUUUAGAAGGACAAAAAGCAGAUUUCUGUUGUUAUGUUUCCUGUCUAUCUCCGGCAAUGUUAUGAAUAAACAAAAAAAGAUGAAUAUGUAAGACAUGKCAGAGAAAUUUCAUGGAUGUUUUGUUUCGACUUCAAUUCAUCCAACAUGGCGGCUAGGGCACAAUGUGUAUUCCAAGAAAGUAAAUAAAACGGGAAGACCUGAAAGAAAACAUAGAGGUCUGUGAGAAAUCGUGGAUUGCAACUGCUGAACACAAAAAGGAUCGCUUCGAAUAUUUUACUUUUUCGACGUAACAUAAAGUUGUCAUGGAAAAUGGAACAUUGAAUGGAACAAGUACCGACGCGAGCCUGAGUCCAUUGAUGAUCCUAGAGUACGUGUUGUUCACAAUCAUCUUUAUUGUGGGUGUUGUUGGCAACAUUCUGGUAUGUCUGGUGAUUYUAAAGACACCAAGCAUGCGUAGCACUAGGAAUUAUUUGAUUGUCAAUCUGGCUGUAGCAGAUAUUACAGUAGCGUUAGUAUGCAUUCCUUUUGAUGUCAUUAUAAGAGUGYAUGGUGAGAACUGGAUUCUUGGGCCAGGUUURUGUAAGAUAAUAUGGCCUUCAAUGACACUAGUGACUACUUGCUCAGCGGCAACACUUGCAGCAAUCAGCUACGAUAGAUAUCGAGCUGUGGUGCAUCCAUGGAAACCCAAACUCACUCCAAAACAAACCGUUUUAGUUGUAUUAAUCACGUGGUUGUUCUCACUGUUCAUUGUUCUGCCYUACAUGACAGUACUCAAGUUAAAGAACGAACAAUGCUCCGAAUUCUGGCAAAAAGAUCUAUACCGCAAAAUGUAUACUGCAUUCCUUUUUGUGUUCUCGUACUCACUACCAUUAGUGAUUAUUGCUAUAGCGUAUACUAGAGUAGCAGUGAAAUUAAAACAACAAGCUGAUCGUAUCGCAAGUAAUAAGAAAGCCAGCGGGGUACUCUUGUCUAAAUACACCUGGGCCAAUAAAAACACAGCCACMCCAAUCUCCAAGGAAGACAUCAGCGAGAAUGUGACGUCUUCGCCACGUCAUUCACGUAAGGAAUGCGCAUUGCUUCAGGAUUAUAAUAGUGGUGGUCAUAGCAACGUUACGGCGUCACCCAAUCUAUCUACAAACCCACACAGAGAGGCAAAAAGACUUGAACGAAACACUCGGAUUGUCAAAAUGUUGGUAACAGUUGUGUUAUUCUAUGCUUUUAGUCUGUUACCCAAUCAAGUGGUUUGGAUGUGGAUUGAAUUUGGUGACGGAAACAGUUACUCUAACUUAAGUACAAUAYUAACUUUCACGGGUAUGCUGGUUUACAUCAAUAGUGUUGUCAAUCCCUUCUUAUACGCUGGAAUGAAUGAUGAAUUCAAAAAGGGGUUUGAACGUUUGCUUUGCUGCCAUCGCAGGCAGUCA
Molecule: messenger RNA, 1753 nt
Organism: Exaiptasia diaphana
Lineage: Eukaryota; Metazoa; Cnidaria; Anthozoa; Actiniaria; Aiptasiidae
Product: orexin receptor type 2
Exons: 4
Biological process (GO): G protein-coupled receptor signaling pathway
Cellular component (GO): membrane
Molecular function (GO): G protein-coupled receptor activity
Source: RefSeq, a predicted model, not a curated record